ACUUGUUUUAUUUUUAUAAUGUUUUAUCCAAUGAAUAAAUUUAUAUCACUUUACCGUUACCCGAAGUUAGUAAUACAGCGAAGCAGAAUUGUCCAACUUGUUUGGCCCAAACGCAAUAAUUGCUGUCCUUUACCCUUCACCUCUGUUUCUAAUACUACACAGAGCACAGAACAGAGCACAACAGAGAUGAAAGGCUCAUGGAAACUCCGAUGUGCCCUCUUGCUACUCAUCUCCGCCGUAGCCACCGCCACCGACCACAUUGUCGGUGCCAAUCGUGGGUGGAACCCUGGCCUCAACUACACUCUCUGGGCCAACAACCACACUUUCUACGUCGGCGACCUUAUCUCAUUCAGGUACCAGAAAAACCAAUACAAUGUGUUUGAGGUGAACCAAACUGGGUAUGACAACUGCACCACUGAAGGGGCGGUCGGAAAUUGGAGCAGUGGAAAGGAUUUCAUACCCCUGAACAAGGCCAAGAGAUAUUACUUCAUUUGUGGAAAUGGCCAAUGCUUCAGUGGAAUGAAGGUGUCUGUUAUUGUGCAUCCUCUUCCUCCACCUCCCACCUCUGCAAUUUCUGCUGAACAUUCAACGUCACAUUCUGCUUCUCCUCUGCUUUUCAAACGCUCUCUGUUACUGUCUUCUCUUUUCGCUUGCUUUGGAUUUCUCUUGAUGUAGCAGCUGUUGCUCAUUCUUUUCUCUUUCUUCUCCAUCGUUGUAUCUUCCUUGUUUCUUUCUGAUUCAUCCCUUUCUUUCUGAUUCUCCUAUGCUUGUUUUGUUAGUGCUGAAAUUGAACAUUUCCAAUUCUGGC
Vigna umbellata (rice bean) is the source of this 808-nucleotide messenger RNA. Its product is annotated as early nodulin-like protein 17. The record is from RefSeq and is a predicted model, not a curated record. Gene Ontology annotation, cellular component: plasma membrane. Lineage: Eukaryota; Viridiplantae; Streptophyta; Magnoliopsida; Fabales; Fabaceae. Gene Ontology annotation, molecular function: electron transfer activity.